AAAACGAUUUUCCGAUAUAGUAUUACUCAUGUAUUACUUAUCUUAACCAAAAUGCAAAAAGCUUUAAAAGAACUGUAUUAAUUAAACCAAAGAAUUUAUUUAUUAACGUAGUUUGUGUUUAUUCGUUAGGAUCAAAGAAGUAUAGCCGUUGCGGCUAAAUUGUGGUGUUAUUAUUGAUAUUUUUAUUUUACGCGCUUACAUAAAACGGUAUCAUUUUUAGUACAUUUAUAAUUUAUUGAUUAAAUAGUUUAACCCACCGUUCUACUAGUAAGAAGUCACGAAAACCGUAAAAAAAAAGUAUACAUUUUUUUUAUAAAAAAUGUCUGAUGGUCACGGAGAACCCAAUCAGCAUCGGAAAGAAAGUGUUUCUGCGGCGAAUGUGGCCAGCGAUAGUCCUGUAACAGACCCCGGGCAAGUGCGAGGGGGCUCCACAGUAGAAGGGGCUGCUGGGAAGUUUGAAGGCCCCAGGGUCAAGUCUGGAGCCCUAAAAAAAUCUGCAAGAUAUAGAAGUAGAUCGCUGUCGGCAUCGUCGGCGGAUUCGUACAGUUCUACGUCCUAUACUGGGUCAUCGUCAGAGGAAGACGAAGGCAUCCAACCCCACGAGAAGGCGAUCGCAGCUGGCACCCCUAACCCUAACUACUGUGUGAGGAACGUGGAACAGCAUGCGUUCGGACGGAGAGAGAUAGAGAUAGCCGAGCAAGAGAUGCCUGGGAUCAUGGCUUUGAGGGCCAGGGCUAAAGAGGACAAACCACUUAAGGAUGCUAAGAUCGUCGGCUGCACGCACAUCAACGCCCAAACCGCAGUUCUCAUCGAAACAUUAGCCGCAUUAGGAGCCACCGUUCGUUGGGCGGCCUGCAACAUCUAUAGCACGCAGAAUGAAGUCGCAGCAGCACUAGCACACGCAGGGUUCUCAGUAUUCGCCUGGCGAGGCGAGAGCGAAGAAGCCUUCUGGUGGUGCAUCGACCAAUGCUGCGCGCCCAGCGCCACCUGGCAACCAAAUAUGAUACUUGACGACGGCGGAGACGCCACACAUCUCAUGCUGAAGAAACAUGCCGCUGCCUUCAAACAGAUUAAAGGCAUAGUAGAAGAGAGCGUGACAGGCGUCCACAGACUGUACCAGCUAAGUAAAGCAGGCAAGCUCUGCGUUCCGGCCAUGAAUGUCAACGAUUCUGUCACCAAGACGAAAUUUGAUAACCUCUACUCUUGCCGUGAAAGCAUAAUAGACGCGCUAAAACGGAGUACGGACCUCAUGUUCGGUGGCAAGCAGUCGGUAGUGUGCGGGUAUGGGGAGGUCGGCAAAGGGUGCUGUCAAGCGCUCAAGGCGCUGGGGUGUGUGGUAUACGUGACAGAAAUCGACCCAAUUUGCGCGUUACAAGCCGCCAUGGAUGGCUUCAGAGUGGUCAAAUUAAAUGAGGUGAUAAGACAAGUGGACAUUGUAAUAACAGCGACAGGCAAUAAAGGGGUCGUCACACGCGAACACAUGGAGAGGAUGAAAAACGGUUGCGUUGUAUGCAAUAUGGGGCACUCUAACACUGAAGUGGAUGUGCACGCUCUGCGGACACCCGACUUGUUGUGGGAGCGAGUGAGAAGCCAGGUGGACCACAUAAUUUGGCCAAACGGCAAGCGCAUAGUGCUACUCGCGGAAGGUCGUCUCGCGAACCUGUGCUGUUCUUCUCUUCCCUCAUUCGUUGUCUCUGUCACGGCCGCUACGCAGGCCCUGGCUUUAAUAGAGCUGUAUAACGCACCCCAAAAUCGAUACAAGGCGGACGUAUACUUACUGCCAAAGAAAAUGGACGAAUAUGUAGCCAGCCUCCACCUACCCACCUUCGACGCUCAUCUCACAGAGCUCACGGACGAACAGGCCAAAUACCUAGGCCUCAACAAGGUCGGCCCUUUCAAACCUAACUAUUAUAGGUACUAGCAUAGAGGGAAGAUCGCUCCUCCGUAAUAUGGCCACUCGAUAAUAGACCUUAUCAUGUUGCAAUAGAGUUUUAAUUAAGGUUUUGUUAGACAAAAGUACAAUACA
This is a messenger RNA of Cydia splendana, 2026 nucleotides long. Its product is annotated as adenosylhomocysteinase-like 1. The coding region runs from base 320 to 1921 and encodes 533 amino acids. Gene Ontology annotation, biological process: L-methionine cycle. Gene Ontology annotation, cellular component: cytosol. The record is from RefSeq and is a predicted model, not a curated record. Lineage: Eukaryota; Metazoa; Arthropoda; Insecta; Lepidoptera; Tortricidae. The transcript has 10 exons.